Messenger RNA from Onychostoma macrolepis, 1929 nucleotides. RefSeq names its product ADP-ribosylation factor-like 10 (gene arl10). The record is from RefSeq and is a predicted model, not a curated record. The coding region runs from base 81 to 737 and encodes 218 amino acids. Gene Ontology annotation, molecular function: GTPase activity; GTP binding. The transcript has 4 exons. NCBI's taxonomy places the organism in Eukaryota, Metazoa, Chordata, Actinopteri, Cypriniformes, Cyprinidae.
AGCCAGGGCGGAUCACGUGCACUGGAGAGCAAAAACGGGAGCUCGCGCACCGAACACGGCAUUUGGCUUCAGGUGCGCUCAUGGUUGUACUGCGUCAUAUCUCCGUGGCGUUUAGCGCUGCUAUGGCUGCGGUCGGGACCGCGCUGUUUAUCGCACUCAAUCUUUUUUAUAAAAGACGGGUAUGGACACCAGAGUCAGACUACUACACGUUCCGAGAGGAGGAGGAGGAGCGCAGUGAGAAGCAGGUGCUUGUUCUUGGGUUGGAUGGCGCUGGUAAGAGCAGCGUUCUGCAGGAGCUGAGUGGAGCAGGCUCCAGGAGGGGCUGCCGACCCACACGCGGCUUCAACUUCAUCAGCCUACACACACCUGCAUGCCAGCUGGACUUCUUGGAAAUUGGAGGUGGUGAAGACUUGCGAAUGUACUGGGUGGAUUACCUAAGGAGAACAAAUAUUUUGGUGUACGUGGUGGACUCCUCUGAUAGAGGCCGGCUCCCUCAGGCCAAAGACGAGCUCCAUCGAUUACUUAAAGCAGACACUGAUCUACCAGUGGUGGUCUUGGGAAACAAACAGGAUAAGCCCGAUGCUGUUAGCGUCCCGGAGCUGCGUGAGGCUCUCUCACUGAGCUCAGUGGCUGAUCAGAGGAAGCUUUUCUUGUUGGCUGCUCAGUCAGGAUCUGAAGGAUUAAGCAGAACCUGCGGCCUCCAAAAGUUCCAAGACCUGCUUCUGACAUUGGUAUGAAACCAAGCUGCCAUUUGAAGGUUGGCACUACUGUGCCAGAAAAGACUGGCAAAGGGAUCUUGAGGAAUGAGGGAGCAUUCGAUGUAUUGGUUUCAUCCUGGAAUCGUGCAAGGAGAACUUACGUCAUGGUAAUGCUAAUGUUGUGACAUUGAAGGAGUUGAACAAACACUUUUUUUUUUUCAAAAUGAGUACUGUGGGCAUUAUUGCUGCUAGUUAUAAUGUACAAUAUCUCACUUGUCAUUACUAGGAUUAUUAUAUUCAGAAUUACAAAGAGCACAUUACAUAUGCUUUAACUCAUGUGGAGUCAACUUGGUGAAUCGCAGAAAGAAACAGGAAAUUAUAUUUUGCUUGGAAAUUAAUGCUCACAUUUCCCAUAUCAAUAUAUAUAUAUAUAUAAUGUAAAUUUAUUUUUAAUUAUUGAAAAAAUGUCAUCUUUCUUUCUCUGUGGAUUUUAAGAUUAACCCAAUUUAUCCUUGCAUGCCAGAUUGUGUUAUUGACAGUGGGUACCUCAGAUAAUUCUCUUUUCUAAGAACUGCGAUUUAGGUUUCAAAUGGAGAUUUUGUUUUGAAGUUGCACAGCUGUACAAAAAUAAGGCCUCUUCACUGUGAAAUCAAUAUGGUCUGCUUAUGCAAGUGGUUUGAAUUACCAUCAACAAGAGCUAGUGGUAUGGAGAGAGAACUAGGCCUAUAUGAAAUUCAUCUCACAUUCCGUCUCUAGAAAAAUAUGGCUUAACCCAGAUCUAAAUGAAAGGCCUCUAUGAAUGCAAAUGCAUUGUUUUUAGUCUUAUAGUGAGGGUUUUGUAAUGCUGAUUAAACAGAAUUCUUACACAUUUGAUAAUCCUGGAAAGGAACUGUAUGGCUAAUAAUUUGAUGUAACUUGUAUAACAGCUGCUGACAGAUUCAGACUUCUUGUUCAAAACCAGUCAUGCGCAUUUUAUUUAGCAUGUACAUGUAGCAUGUGACAUUUCUAAGAAACUGUGAUGAAGCAACAACGAUGCCUACAGAAGCACUACUGCAGUGCAAAUAUGAACAAAUCUCUGUAAUUAUUGUGUCUUAAAUCAAUGUUCUGGGUUCAGCUCUAUCAACAGCAUUUUUGGAAUAACGUUGAAUGCAGAAAAUAUAUUUUUUCCCAACAAAAUCCUGUGGCUAUACUUUUAAAACAUUAUUAUUUUCUUGGAAAAAAAAAAUAAUAA